Lodderomyces theae is the source of this 2532-nucleotide messenger RNA. RefSeq names its product mannose-ethanolamine phosphotransferase (gene MCD4). The coding region runs from base 1 to 2532 and encodes 843 amino acids. The transcript has 2 exons. Gene Ontology annotation, biological process: GPI anchor biosynthetic process. Gene Ontology annotation, molecular function: mannose-ethanolamine phosphotransferase activity. Gene Ontology annotation, cellular component: endoplasmic reticulum membrane. The record is from RefSeq and is a predicted model, not a curated record. NCBI's taxonomy places the organism in Eukaryota, Fungi, Ascomycota, Pichiomycetes, Serinales, Debaryomycetaceae.
AUGGACAGGAACAGGAAAUUGCUCCUAGCUGUGGGGUUGUUAUUCCAUUUCUUCUACCUAUGGUCCAUCUUUGACAUUUAUUUCGUCCUGCCAUUGGUUCAUGGCAUGGACCACCACGUUUCCACUUAUGAACCACCAGCGAAAAGAAUUUUCCUUAUUGUGGGAGAUGGUCUCAGAGCUGACAAGACAUUUCAAAAAUUGACUCAUCCAAGAACAGGCGAGUACAAAUACUUGGCACCGUAUUUGCGAAGUUUAGCAUUGAAUAAUGGAACGUGGGGGAUCUCAAAUACUAGAAUGCCCACGGAGUCACGUCCGGGGCAUGUUGCAAUGAUUGCUGGGUUCUAUGAGGACGUGUCUGCGGUUACUAAAGGCUGGAAAGAGAAUCCAGUGAAUUUCGACUCAUUCUUUAAUCAAUCCAAGCAUACGUAUUCCUUUGGUAGUCCCGAUAUCUUGCCAAUGUUUGCGUAUGGAGAUGGUGUUGUGCCUGGGAGAAUUGAUGUUUGCAUGUAUGGACACGAGUUUGAAGAUUUCAGCAAGAGUUCAAUAGAGUUGGAUUCGUUUGUGUUUAAACAUUUCGAUGACCUUUUGACUAAUCUGACAAGGAAUGCGACAUUGCAUGAUGAAUUGCAUCAGGAUGGAAAUGUGUUUUUCUUGCAUUUGUUGGGUCCAGACACGGCUGGGCACGCUUAUCGUCCUUAUUCUGCCGAGUAUUAUGAAAACAUCGAAUAUAUAGACACGAUGUUGCAAAAGGUUGUGCCACAGAUCAAUGAAUUCUUUGGUGAUGAUAAGACAGCAUUUGUGUUUACUGCUGAUCAUGGGAUGUCAGAUUUUGGAUCACAUGGAGAUGGUCAUCCUGAUAAUACUAGAACACCUUUGAUUGCGUGGGGGGCAGGGCUUAACAAGCCGGUUCUCUUGAAGGAUGUGGAACAUUUAGAGGCGCAAGUACUCAAACAGGAUCCAAUUGCAAGCGGAUUUGAAUCUACCUAUUUUGACACGUGGGAGAUGGAUCAUUUAGUGAGAAAUGAUGUGAACCAAGCCGAUAUUGCUUCGUUGAUGGCGUAUUUGAUUGGUGCCAAUUACCCAGCAAACUCUGUUGGUGAAUUGCCAUUGGGCUAUAUCGAUGCCACUCCACAAAACAAGAUUAAGGCUCUUUACGCAAAUGCGUUAGCCAUAGUUGAACAAUACAUUGUCAAGGAGAAGGAAGUUUACAAUCACCAGUUCAAAUUCAAGCCAUAUGAGCCAUUUACAGAAAAAUCGAUCAAGGAUUAUCAAAGAGAGAUUGAAAGUAUAAUUGUGUUGUUGAAAGACACACCAGAUGAAGAAGUUGAAAAAUUGGCGAUUGAAAUCACAGAAGAGUUGAUGAAAAAGACAUUGGCUGGGUUGAAUUAUUUGACCACGUACAACUGGGCUUUACUUCGUUCGAUUGUGACUUUGGGCUUCUUUGGAUGGAUUGCUUACUCAUUCAUUUUAUUCUUGAAACUUUUCAUCUUAUCAAGGUAUGAUUUGAAAAAAGUCAAGAGUCUGUAUUCGCCAGUGGUCUUGGCGUCGUUCCUGAAUUUGCUCUUGAUAAACUUGGGCUCAAUUCUUGCAUUCGUCAUCAGUAUUGUGGGAUUCAAUGAAGUUGAAACGAGAAGCUAUGAUAUUAGUGCUGCACUGAAAGUGAUUACAUGGGCACAAAUACUUGCCAUUCCCCUAAUCACCUACGCUACUGACGUAUCUGUAUGUUCAUUACAAUCAAGAAAUGGUCUUCCAUUGCACUCACAAGUUCUUGGCUGGAUCACGUUCAUCGCGUCGCUAAUAGUUCUUCCUGUGCUUCAUUCCAUCUUCCCAUCAAAAGAUUACCGCUAUAGAUUAUUGAUUGUAUUUAUCACAUUUGUGCCAACCUUUGUCAUCUUCACCAUUUCCUAUGAAUUGUUGUUCUACAUUGGGUUUUCAUUGGUGUUGUUGCAAUGGCUCACAAUUGAAGAGUUCUUGAAGCAUUCACAGGCAGAAAUAGUGAAGGAGCACAAAGAGACGGGAAAAUUGCCACAGGGGUACUGGGUGCAAGUCAUUAGAAUUGCCAUUAUUGGCUUCUUCUUUUUACAAGUUGCAUUCUUUGGAACUGGUAAUGUCUCAUCGAUAUCGUCAUUCUCGUUGGAUUCAGUGUACCGAUUGAUACCAGUUUUCAGUCCGUUUGCAAUGGGAGCGUUACUAAUGAUCAAGCUCAUCAUUCCAUAUGUGUUACUCUCUACGUGCUUGGGCAUAAUGAAUCAUCAAUUGGAGGUUAAACGAUUUACAAUAUCCACAUUGAUUAUAUCAACCAGUGAUCUUCUUUCUUUGAAUUUUUUCUUUUUGGUGCGGACCGAGGGAUCGUGGUUGGAUAUUGGAGUAUCUAUUUCAAACUAUUGUUUAGCGAUCUUAUCCUCGUUGUUUAUGUUGAUUUUGGAGUUGAUUAGCUCGGUUGUAUUGAGUGGUGUUGAAUAUACUCAAUCGAGCAAAAAGUUGGAUUACGAACCUAUUAGUUAUAGACUUCGGAGAAAGAAAGACACAUAG